AUGACAGAGUAUGUUUUGGGAUUUCUAGGGAAGCUAGUGCCAUCGUUGUUAUGGCUCUUGUACCGUUGCUACCAGGUUUUGUCUACACCAGUUGACGAGUUGGUACAAGAAUUGCGUAUAGAUAUACCGUUUACCCCCACCGUAUGUCUUGAUAGCGUUUCGGAGACCUCCGUGGUGUUACAUUGGGAUAUUCAGAUCAAAAGAGACGAGAACUUGUAUUUUCUUUUGAUAGUGAAUGGUCAUGAAGCAGCAAGACUUAGUGGUACUUCUUGUAAGAUCGACAGUUUACUUCCCGGAAAGUUAUAUCGGAUAAACAUUGUUGCCGUGAACUCAUUGACUAAUUUCCGAUCCCAACUGAGAUCUACGUUUAUUAGAACCAUAGAGGCUCAAAAUUCCAGACUUAAGAGUGUGUUACAAGAUUGCGAUGCAACCAAGGACAUUGAAAAGUUUACUGAAGCCACCAAUAAUGGUGAUUUGGCUUUAAGUUCUGCUAAAGAUUUGCCAACUGAUAUUAGUGUUUCGGAAGUCGCCAAGUGCAUUGACGUUGAAGUACUUCAUUAUUAUUUGCACAAAUACCAACAUGAAUUGAUCAAGACAAAUUUGGAGAUGAAAAGUUUUGAAGAGAAAUCACGAAAAGAAUUGGAGACUUUGAAGGAUCAAGAGAAGUUCUUUAAAAGUGAAUUAGACACCGAAAGUGAUAACAGAGCUAAAAAAGAUAACGAUGUGAAAUCAUAUGAACAUAAAAAGGCAGAUUUGGCAUUUAUGAAAUCUAAAUUAACAGCCCAAGUUAAACAAUUGGAAAGUUCAAAUGAUAUAAUCAAGGGAAGAAUUUCUUCCUUACAAUCAGAUAUAGAUAUUAAGAAAAAACGAAAUGAUACAGCAUUAAAGUCCAAAGAUGAUGAACUUUCUUGGAUGAACGAUAGAAUUAAAGAGUUGAAAUCCAAUAACAUCAUAGUACGGAAACAAAACGAUGUUAUAGAAAACUCCUUGAAAUCCUUGAAGAUUAAAAGGAAAGAAUUAUCUAAAUUAUUAGAUCAAUUGAAGCCAGUGGUAGAGGCUUUCCAAAAUGAAUUUGUUACUAAUAGAGAUGGUCCAAUUUCAAGAAAUGCAAUUGAACUCUUAGUGGAAAUCAAUAAAAUUGCUGGUCCAGAAUGGGAGAGGGAAAUAAAUAACGAAGUUAAUACUUAUGAACAGUUUGAAAUGGAUUGGAAAUCCACCUAUAGAUUUGAAAUCAGGAAAUAUAUCAGUCUUCAGCAUUCAUUUGAAAUAGCAAAGCUGAAUAAGGAUAAAUCGUAUCAGCCCCAAAAGAUGACGGAAUACCAAGCAUCUAUUGAAUUUGGUGGCUAUCAAAAUGCCUUGAUUAGCAGACCCCAAAACAACCAGUUCCUUCCUCACAAUUCUAAUUCCCUGGUUAAUAUUGUUCAAGGAAGUGCAACAACAGGCAGCACUCCUACAAAUACUUCAACCAAGUUCAAGAAACAUCAUAAUAAUCACUAUUAUUCCAGAGAUUCAACAGCAGCUUACAGCAGUGGCAGUUCGAACUCCAAUAUACCUACACCUGAAUUUAUGAGUAAUUCAACUUCACAGGUACUAUUACAACAACAACAACAACAACAACCCCCACCACCAUCACUUCAAACUUUGGACUCUGCACCGCAAAUAACCAUGGGAAGUGGAGGUGUACCACUUGUUACUUCAACAAGUUCUAUCCAGACGAACAACACUCCGCUUGAUAGUAACUACAAUGUCAAUGCUCUUGCCAAUGGCGAUGGUAAUAUAAACUCAAUAAGGUACAAUGAUUUUGAAUUCUACUAUCCCGAGGGAACGAAUGCGACAUUGCUUCAAUCCCAAACUCAGAAUUCCAACCCACCUCAACUUUACAAUGUAUCAUCACCUUCCAAUGAUAAUAGAUACAAUUUUGUUUCUCAUUACCAAGAUAUUUACUUUGGCGAUACGCAUAAUGUGAUCCCUACUUCAGGUGUACCCAACAACCAAGUAAUCACUGGUCCUCCUAUGAUGCUGAAUUCAGGUCCUUCGUUGGACUACCUCUUAACGAACAACACCAGCAACCUAAUGCUUAAUUUUGAAGAUUCUAGUGGAAGCUUCAAAUUUGAAAAUUACAACAAUACAAAUGCUCCUGGAAAUGCAACUGCUCCAUUGACUGGUGGUAUUGGUCAGCUGGAACCGCCCACUGAUCUCAUUGGCAGCCCCUUACCAGAUAUGAUGCAAUUGAACAAUAGUAGUGUAAGCUCCACGCUUUUACCCAAUGUUUCCCUGAAUAACACUGGUGGUGGUGGUGGUGGAAUAGUCUCGACAACCCCACUAUUAGGAAUGAGUACAUUCAAUGAUCGUAUCGGUACAAUGAAUGUGAGCAGUGGAGGUACAGGCCCAGUAGCUACUUCAUUGGGUGGAACAAGCAGUAAUGUUUCUAACUUCAAUUCGGCUACAACAAGUGGAGGAACAUAUUCAUCUCCAUUUUGGAAUAGUAUGCAAACGGGAUCGAAUAUAGCACAACCUACAAGCUACAAUCAUUUAGGAACCUAUGCACAGUCCCCAGACUUCCUCAAGAAUUUCAAUGACUCCGACGCCUUUGGAAGAGGGUUGAAUAGGUUAUCUCCAUCACCGAUAACUGUUAAUAAUUUAGGAGGAGGACUGACCAGUGCCAACAAUUCUGGUGGUGGGACAGUGGCUACGCCCACGAUGCCUGCCACAGGGAUCUUCUUUGGUAAUUCGACCCCCAACAGUGGAACCAUACACUCCAAUGCAAGUGGAUCAAACGUCAAUGAUUUACAUGAUGAUACUGACAAUAUUAAUCAUGGUACCCCAACUACAACAACAACUGUUCUCCCCCCAGUACAAGUUCAAGGGCAAGGUCUUCCAUCAUCUGCAGGUGCGAAUGGAGGACUUUUAUGGGACUAUGGACUUGGUUACCACCACCGUCGUAACGUAAGCAACGGACCAAUUUGGAGAAACGAUAACUUGUCAGUCAGUAGUUUCAACAUGAGUGGAGGUCCAGUAGCGUCAGCGCCAUCAGCCAUCGGAACCAGAUCCCGUUCCAAUACAUUUAAUGCAACCAAUAGCGACUCGGAGUCAUUAGUUAAUCGGCCAACGUCUUCUACACUCUACUAA
Lizanozyma spartinae is the source of this 3129-nucleotide messenger RNA. RefSeq lists its product as uncharacterized. Gene Ontology annotation, molecular function: protein binding. The transcript is spliced from 2 exons. The coding region runs from base 1 to 3129 and encodes 1042 amino acids. Lineage: Eukaryota; Fungi; Ascomycota; Pichiomycetes; Serinales; Debaryomycetaceae. The record is from RefSeq and is a predicted model, not a curated record.